CAAUAUCAGGAUCCUGCAGUGAUUUAAGUAAAUCAAUUAUUAUGACAAUCAACAUUUUUUUUCUGUUGUGCAGAGUCAACAAAGUCCUUUUAUAUUGAGUGAGACACCCCCCUCCACUUCCCUUGCAGAGUGAGAAGAUCUGUUUAGCACAAUUAAUAAAGUUGUGUACAUACCAUGUCUGUGGAUAUGCUCCAAGUUCCAUGUUUCACGCUGGGCAGAAUUCUUCUUUUGCUCAUGGUAACUCUACAAUCGAUUUCUUCAUGCCCCAAGAUAUGCCAUUGCACUGAGAAAAAUGGAAUGAAAACUGUUCAUUGUACAUCUCGCAACUUGGAAACAAUACCUACAGACCUGCCAAAAGAUACUGUCUCUUUGCUCUUGGACUCGAACAAAAUCACAAAAAUACCAAACAAUGCAUUCAAGGACCUUUACCAUCUUCAGGAACUGGACUUAUCAAAGAAUGCUAUUGAGACAGUUGAUACCAGCGCAUUCAAAGGUGUGGCAGAAGGGCUUCAUCUGCUUGAUCUGUCACACAACCUCAUUCAGAGUGUCCCCAAAGAGGCCUUCACCAAAUUAAAGGGUAAGAUCCGCCUUGCAAAUAACCCAUGGCACUGUGAGUGCUCACUACAGGAGGUGCUACGGGAGCUCAAGCUUGACCCAGAAACUGUCAAUGAGAUCAGUUGCCAGACUUCAGUGCAAGAGGAGUAUGUGGGAAAGCCCUUGAUCCAGGUCCUGGACUCUGGCAUUAACUUUUGCAAUUUUCACCAUAAGACAACUGAUGUGGCAAUGUUUGUAACCAUGUUUGGCUGGUUCACAAUGGUAAUUUCAUAUAUUGUAUAUUAUGUAAGGCACAAUCAGGAAGAUGCCAGGCGGCAUCUGGAAUACUUGAAGUCACUUCCUAGCACCCAAAUUUCAAAGGACUUUGAUACGAUUAGCACAGUUCUAUAAUAAGGAUUUUUUUAAUUCAUAAAGCACUGCCCACAAUUUGCCUUUAUAAAAGAUCAGAAUGUAAAAAUGCAAUAUGAAUGUGAACCUGGCAUAUUUAAGAUAACUGUGAUAUUCAGGUACAGGACUGGGGUCUGCUUUUCACCUGAUGCUGCUCAAAUUCUGAAAAAAAACAUUCCAAAAAUGGAUGGUUCUUUAAUACAAAGAGUAUAAAUAGAAAAACUGUAGAGCUAUCUAGCAUAACAGAUUUCUACUGAGAGAUACCCCCUAUUGUAGAACACAAAAACAAAUACAUAAUAGCAUAAAAGAAGAGAAUAACCUUUUUAGCACAUAGCUUAUAUUUAUAAUAAUAAUAAUACAUUUUAUUUAUAUAGUGCCUUUCCCAUGCUCAAGGCACUUACAGUUAUUUCAAAAAUAUUGCUGAUAUUUCAAGGUGAACACACAGUUCCAGUAACAAGACAUUCUUUCAGUUUGCCUCAGAGGGAUUCAGAGC
This is a messenger RNA of Erpetoichthys calabaricus (reedfish), 1435 nucleotides long. RefSeq names its product leucine rich repeat containing 3 (gene lrrc3). The transcript has a single exon. Gene Ontology annotation, molecular function: protein binding. Bases 175 to 945 code for a protein of 256 amino acids. The record is from RefSeq and is a predicted model, not a curated record. NCBI's taxonomy places the organism in Eukaryota, Metazoa, Chordata, Cladistia, Polypteriformes, Polypteridae.